Symbiodinium sp. CCMP2456 is the source of this 450-nucleotide messenger RNA. NCBI's taxonomy places the organism in Eukaryota, Dinophyceae, Suessiales, Symbiodiniaceae. The record is from the annotation of a GenBank genome assembly.
AUGUUUUUUCAGUGUGUAGAGGUUGUUCCAGGCAUUCGGCCCCUGAGAUCGCUGGCCUCGUGCCCAAGGCACAUCUUCCAGCAGUCCGAUGGAUCGAGGUACUCGGAUCGCGGGAGGGGCAGGCCCAACGCCGGCGAGAGGGAGGAGCGGGAGGAUCGGGAGGAACCCGGAUUCCGAGGUGGGGUUGUCAUCGGCAACCCUUCGGAUACUGAGCCGCCCACCUACGAGGUGGAACAAGUCGGUAAAAAGCACAAUGGAGAUCCAACUUUUCAGGCCGUGCUCAACAUUAAAGGCCAAGGAGGGCGCAUCCGAUCCUUGAGAGCUCCGCCCAGGGCAAACGAGGACGACGCACGCGAUGACGGGGAGGAGAUGAAGGACUGCUUCAUGAAGCACGGCAUGCCUGGUCUGCGGGAGCUCCAGCAGAAGCAGCGCCGCAGUCGGAUCAGCUGA